CUCUACCGCCCGGCUCCACGCUCAGAUCCAGCGAUAGACGGAGGUGAGUCACACCGAAACCUGCAGGAGUCUCUCCGCCCCUCAGUCCGCUCUCCGCUCGGUGUGGAACAUUGCGUUCGGUUCGGAUCACGCUCCUACCGUAACGUGUGAUAAUCAGGGAGAUUCCGAUCAGAAGCUGAAGAGAAAUGAAGCUCCGCGCCGUGUUCAGCUUUCUCCUGUGGUUUGGAAUUUCUCCAGCAGUGGGUACAAUUUCACCCUGCCUCCCGUGGACCUUCAGGACACCAGAACCUAUUUCUAUGUCAGGUAUGGCUAAUUUGCCAAGACCUAGAAACGUCAGGCCUCAGACUCUCAACACAGAUUACAUCCUGAAAUGGGAUUGGGAUCAGACAGCGAGCAGUGAGAGUAGCACUACCUUCACUGCACAGUCUCUGGCGAAGUACAAGGUCAAAAACGCGAAGCGAAAGAAUGACUGGAAAACAGUGUGUGAGUGCACAUCGGAACACCACUGCGACUUCACUGGUGCGGAACUGUACUAUUUGGGAAUGUGGCUGCUUCGUGUGAGAGCUCAGAACGAGUCGCACGUGUCCUCCUGGGUCCAGAUUGAAUUCUGUCCUGACAGAGACGCUGCCAUCGGUCCCCCAUCAGCAGUGGAGGUGAAGCCUGUAAAAGGUAUGCUGGAAGUUGCCAUCUCUGACCCUUUGACUAGCGAAAACACUUCAAUGAAAGACUGGGUUAAAGAUCUCCAGUAUAUUGUCCAGUACUGGAAGGAUCCUCUGGAGAUGCAGAAAAAAAAGCAACUGGUUAUCACCACUAACCUGGUGACUCUGCCUGAUCUGGAGACGUGGACGGUGUACUGUGUGCGGGUUCAGUCCCGAUAUGACUUCUACAACAAAAGCAGCACCUUCAGUCCCAUCCACUGUGAACAGACCGAAGGUCAGAUGCCUUACUGGCAGAUUUUUCUCUACUUCCUGCUCUCGCUGGCAGUGAGCUUCCUGUUGGUGCUGGGACUCUCCUUCUGCUUCUUUAAGUCAUUUAAGGCCAUCAAGAACACCUUCUACCCUUCCAUCCAGCUCCCGACCCACAUACAAGAGUACCUCUGCGACUCCCCUGGCUCAGACAUGCCGCACUUGCUGACCACCGAGUCAGAGGUGGAGAUCUGCUGCGACCGGCUGGACAUCCUGGCUGCUGACACUGUGGCCACAGACGUGGUGAUGGAGAUCCACAACCCGCCCCAGGAUUCAGAGCAGGACAGCAGGAACCACAUUCGCCACAGCAGCGGAGACUCUGGCGUGUACUCCACUGAGGAGGGCACGGGUGCCAGCCAGGCCUUGAAAGAAGGUGAAAAAGUGAAACUGGAGAAAAUUGGGGCGAUAAGCUUUCACAGGGAGCGAGAGGCGGAGCAGGAACAGAGGAUACAGGAUGCCUGUGUGUAACACUGCCUCAGGAAACAGCCUGGAGAUGAAAGAGCGCUUUCAUGUUCUGCUGCUGCUCUCUCUGCCCUCUCUCACCUGCUUCCUGUAGUGAGAAAACAGACAGCUUCUCACUGUUAGAGGGAGAAGGUGAGCGAGGAGAUUUUGAUCAGUGACUUUGUCAGAGUUUGACAGGCCGAACAGCAAGUGAAAAAUAAUGCAACACAUCUUCUGUGAUAAAGGAGAGGGACACGUUAUAUUGUCUCUUUCUCGUCCUCUGUAUAAUUGAAACAGAGAACCUAGGGCAGGAUGCUGUGAUUUUGUUGUUUGUUCAUGGCAGGCCAUGAAAAUUGCAUAAAUGUUUAUGGAGUCGUUGAAGCUGCUGCUGUGUGUUUUUGGGACAAUAUGGAAGACUUCAGUGCUCAGUACCUCCCUGUCCACAUGUAGGGCGCCUUUUAUGGAGAUUAGCAGCAUUCUAAAAAGCCAUAUUUAGCCACGAAUGCGGAGCCAACCUGUGCUCAGUGUCUGAUGUUUACUUUUUUUUCCAGAUAAUCUGCACAUAUAGACAUAUGAACAUGUAGUCAGUGAUGGGACCAGGAGGGGUUAAGCAUGGGCUCCAUCUGGGUUGUAUACUGCACUGUGAGAUUAAGGUGAGCUGUAGUGAUAGGGCGGACAUUUAGGAAACCAAACUGGGUCUCAGUAACGAUCCCCACAUGGCCAUUUACAUGCAUUAAUAUGACCAUCUGCGAAACUCUCCCAGCUCAGCUCUGGCUGAGACCUAGACUCUACACAAGACAUCUGAAGGUCUCUCGUUGUGUCUGACCCCUGCAUCUGCAUCUUCCCCUGUUAUAUCAUUUUUAAACUCUAGAGCAGGAGUCACUAAUAGGCGGACUGCGGUAACCGAUAAACUAUUGAGAAGGAUUUAAUUCUGACGGUGUUCAUUUAAAGCAGCAGAACGUUUAUUGUCUUUAUGGUUUACGUGCUUUACAGUGCAGUAAACUUACAGACCAAUCACGUGUGCUGUAAGAUCACCAAACGCUCUCCUCAGCCAAUCAGAUCUGUGCAGAUGCGAGAGCGUGGAGCCACACAAUUGAAGCAGGCGGCGAGUGGAUACAGAUGGUGCGCACCAGAAAAAACAUUAAAAUACUACAGUUAUAAAACAUACUAACAGUAAUGUAACCUUGCGGUGUUACUCUGAGGAAUUAAAGAGAAACAACCGAGACAAGAGUGCAAAAUAUUCCACUUUACUCAACCUGAUCAGAAAAACCCUCGCUCGCAGGCGCGCUCUCUCUGCUCACAAAACAACCCUACCUCAAAACUAAGGCAGCCCACAGGGGACAAAAAGCAUUGGCAACUUCCCCCAUCAGUUUUACCCACAACAUAAUAAAGUAUGCUACAGUAAUAAUAUUAAAUAAAAUAAAGCUGCUGUUUUUAAAAAAAGCUGACAUUUUGGCCAAGUUCAGCAAACAUUUCUCCAUAUAUUGUACGAUUUAUCAUUCAUGUAAUUAUUUUUAUGACAGGCAGGCCUAAAUCUAAUAUAAAUAAAAUCAAAUAGAAUAAAUAUAGCACUUUAAAACAAAGUGACCAUACAGAUUUACAUUAUUAGACUCGAUAUGUUAAAUUAUUGAGGGUGUUUCCAUUUAUUUUAUGAUAGGUUGAUCGUAAAAUUAUUGUGACAGGUCUAUUUAAAACAAUAAAUAUUGUUGAAAUAUACUAGUAUGUGUAAUUUGUUUUGUCUUUCAGUUGUUGGUGACAUAAAACUCUGACAGAACUACUAAAGGCUUCUUCAGUAAACAGAAUAAAACACUGAAUUAUAACACAAAUUAACAUUGGCGACGUUCCGGACCUUAGCCUGAUGACAUUUUCUCUAACUGGACCAAACUGAAUUCUGAUUAAUUACCCCUGCUCUAGAGGAUGCCUGCUGUGAGUCCUUCAUGAAUAAGGGUGAAUGGAGCUAAAAUCAAAUCAAAUGUAUUUGUACAGUGCUUUAUAAAAAUAGUUCUGUGUUGAGGACUAGAGAUUCUCAUGUGCGUUUAGUUUCUCACAGAGAAAAAAUUUAUAAUUUGUGACCCCAUGUUGCUGAUGAGUCAUCUAUCAUGAAAGUCUCCAACAACUGAAGGACACACACAUGUCUCAAAAAGUUGUGGAGUGUGAACCUGGCAUAAAUUGUGAAGUGAAUAAGCUGUAUCAAAUUCAAGACCUUUACAAUUAAAUGUAUCCCGCACCAUAUUAUACUUUAUCUGUUGACUAAGGUACCAAUAUGAAUAGUUAAAACACAAAUAAAUACUCAUUCAUUCAUCUGGAGCUGCGCUUAGCUUAGAGCUGUAUUUCCAUAAGAUUGUUUGCAAAUUGCACCACUUCGUGUUACUGCAUUACUGUGGUACGAAUCGUAGAUGGUGAGCAGGAAAUGAUUUUCUGUGAAUGGCUACAAUAACCUCACAAUAACUUCAGUACAAUACCACACACUGUGUUAUAGUAUAAAACUCAGUAUAACUAGCAUGCUGGUUACCUCUGUUACCCUAAUCAGAAUCCAGAUGUGGCCAACAUUAUGCCUGAUCUUCACACAAUAACCUCAGUACAGUACCACACACUGUUAUAGUUUAAAAAGUAGUAGAACUAGCAUGCUGGUUAACUCUGUUACCAUAAUUAUGCCAGAAAAUGACAUACUUACCAUAACAUAAUGCAGCAUGUUGAGUUUCAGUAUAAACCUGUAUGUACCUAGUAGCAGAGCUUCAAAAUCUUAUCAAAACUAACAGUAAGUUCGAGCUAGCCUACUGUUUUAAAACGUGAUAGUUCCAAUAAAUAUAUGAUUAAAUAAUUAUUAAACUUAAAUUCCACAAAGCCAGCAAGUUACCUAAUAAUAAUGUUGGUUUCGAUUCAUUCAAUAAAUUAAACACAUUUUCUUUAUACAAACUCUUAACAAUAUUAUAAUACUUUAUACCCAUUUUUUAAUGCUUCUGCAGAUAAUCAUGCUAAUGCUAACUGAGUUGUCUGUGUGUGUGUGUGUGUGUGUGUGUGUGUGUGUCUGCGUUUUGCAGUCCAGAUACAUGCUGAGGCUGUUUUUUAUAUGAUUCUUAUAGAAUCUAAAGAUACAGAUUUUUUUUAAAUAUUUGUUAGUGUUUGUGAGAUGCUUCUUGAAGCUCUAUAAAGCUGCAUUCUGCAUCUGUCUUCAACAGUGGAUAUUUUAUAUGUAUGCACUUUUUAUAUCAGUUUCUCUUCUGUGUAAAUGUUGGAGUAAGGUCUUUUUGUUUUCUUGUUUAAGUAAGCUGUCUGAAAUAACAAUUCUAAGAAAAGUAGCUUCUGAGUAGCUCUGCAUGCAUGUUAAAAGUGCCCACGAAGUUUUUUAUAUGAAAAAAUAUAUAAUCAAGAAAUUAUUUGUUUGGAACGUUUCUCAUACAGUUCCAGCAGUGGCAGGUUUGUGGUUGUUGAAGUGAUGCUGUUGAUAACUGACCGUUAAACAGGAAUAUAAAAUAAAGAGAACCAGAAUACCCAGUU
Molecule: messenger RNA, 4904 nt
Organism: Astyanax mexicanus (Mexican tetra)
Lineage: Eukaryota; Metazoa; Chordata; Actinopteri; Characiformes; Acestrorhamphidae
Gene: il10rb
Product: interleukin 10 receptor, beta
Exons: 8
Coding region: 186-1433 (415 amino acids)
Molecular function (GO): interferon receptor activity; protein binding
Source: RefSeq, a predicted model, not a curated record